AUGAAUUCAGGUGGAAGAAAAUGGGAUCUUAUGCAUGAUGAAAUUGAAGCAAUGUUUUUUAAAGAGAGAGCCAUACUUGAAGCCAAGUACCAGAAGAUGAAGAUUGUUCCGGAAAUGACUGAGAUUAUUCUUGGUUUACAAGGAGAUGUUCCCGCGGAUUCUCGAAAAGGAGUUCCUUAUGUUGGUGGAAACAACAAGGUUGCUGCUUGUGCAAAGCAUUUCGUUGGUGAUGGUGGCACAACAAAGGGUAUUAACGAGAACAACACAGUGACUGACUGGCAUGGACUACUCAGUAUUCAUAUGCCUGGUUAUUAUAAUUCAAUCAUCAAGGGUGUAUCAACCAUCAUGGUUUCGUACUCAAGAUGGAACAGCGAAAAGAUGCAUGCUAACCGUGAUCUUGUUACUAACUUCCUCAAAGACACUCUUAAUUUCAGGGGAUUCGUCAUUUCCGAUUGGAAAGGUAUUGACAGGAUUACUUCACCAGCAGGCACCAACUAUACUUACUCCGUCCAUUCUGGGAUUAAUGCCGGCAUUGACAUGAUCAUGAUUCCAAUGAACCACACUGAUUUUAUCCAUGAUCUAACCUACCUGGUUGGGAAGAACGUAAUCCCCAUGAGCAGGAUUGACGAUGCUGUGAAGAGAAUUCUGAAGGUAAAAUUCAUGAUGGGUCUCUUUGAGAUCCCUAUGGCUGAUCACUGCUGCUUCUCGUAUGCUAUUGUUGUUAUUGGCGAGCAACCAUAUGCAGAGACAAUGGGGGACAACCUUAACUUAACAAUUCCUGAACCUGGUUUGAGCACUAUGAAGAACGUUUGUGGCUCUAUCAAGUGUGUUGUUGUUGUUAUCUAUGGACGACCUCUUGUGAUUGAACCUUAUCUAUCAUAUGUUGAUGCUCUCGUAGUUGCAUGGAUCCCUGGAAGUGAAGGUCAAGGUGUAUAA
Molecule: messenger RNA, 936 nt
Organism: Papaver somniferum (opium poppy)
Lineage: Eukaryota; Viridiplantae; Streptophyta; Magnoliopsida; Ranunculales; Papaveraceae
Product: beta-glucosidase BoGH3B-like
Exons: 6
Coding region: 1-936 (311 amino acids)
Biological process (GO): glucan catabolic process
Molecular function (GO): beta-glucosidase activity
Source: RefSeq, a predicted model, not a curated record